AAGAUUGUUCACAACCAUUACAAGCAUUGUUGUACAGGCUCUCUGGUGAUUACAAUCCCUUGCAUUCAGAUCCUAUGGUUGCAGAAGUUGCAGGGUUUUCUCGACCUAUAUUGCAUGGGCUAUGCACACUUGGGUUUGCUAUCAGGGCUAUCAUUAAGUGUGUCUGUAGAGGAAACACAAACAUGAUAAAGGGUAUUUCUGGCAGAUUUUUAUUACACGUGUACCCUGGGGAAAACAUAGUAACAGAAAUGUGGCUUGAAGGUUUGAGGGUCAUAUAUCAGGUGAAGGUGAAAGAGCGUAAUAAGGCAGUGC
Cuscuta europaea is the source of this 312-nucleotide messenger RNA. Lineage: Eukaryota; Viridiplantae; Streptophyta; Magnoliopsida; Solanales; Convolvulaceae. The record is from the annotation of a GenBank genome assembly.